This is a messenger RNA of Fusarium redolens, 610 nucleotides long. RefSeq lists its product as uncharacterized. The transcript has a single exon. The coding region runs from base 195 to 563 and encodes 122 amino acids. NCBI's taxonomy places the organism in Eukaryota, Fungi, Ascomycota, Sordariomycetes, Hypocreales, Nectriaceae. The record is from RefSeq and is a predicted model, not a curated record.
AAAAUUAACCUCAUUUUAAUUGGACAUCAACCCUACUCGCGUAUCCAACAUUUCCCAGCCGCCAAUCUAACACCACGUGGCCCCAUAAAACCCGCGUCCUUCCCUCAGCUUUCUCCUUUUCUCUUCUUUUCUCAUCUUCCCUUUUCAUUCCUAUCAGUCCCUUGGAAGAGAAAUAGUAAUUCCAGACAUUAACAAUGUUGUCGACCCCCGGUAUGCCCACGUCGAGCCAAUGGUACGACCGUCACCGCAGAUGCAAGGAUGGCUGCUCGCACGAGGGAAAGCUUGAAUUGAUCACCUGGACAUCCACGGCUGGUGGGGACCGCAUGGGAUGGGGCAAUUGCCUAGCUUCCGAAUCUGACGAACUCAAAGAAAAAUUUGAGAAGGAAUUCAACUCCAACGAGGAGAAGAUGUACGAGUACUGGCCACAGGGUUUCCGGUGGACCUGUUGCGGAACGGAGGGAGAUCAGCGAUUUGGAUGUGACCACCAUGGAAACGGAAGCACGCCAUGUAGCUGCGAUUUUUGCAAGGUUAGUACUCUUAGGCGCUUGUUCGACACGGAAUAAUGGCAUUUGCUUAUCAGAAGCGGUAGAUUGGCAAACCAAUUCCGGAC